AUGAAAAUACGGAAUUCAUUGCCAGAGGAUAUUCUUAUAAAAAGAGCACCAACAGACUGCAGUCACACGACAAAGAAGAAAGACCCCAGAUUUAGACAAGGCUGCUAUAAACGACAGAAGUAUAUUAGGAUGGAUAGCCUAUUGUGGACUGUUGUCCUGCUAGUCAGUGUUUCCAUAGUGUUGCCUGCUGCGGGAGAUGCUGAGCUUCAGGCUGACUCCAAUGAGACGACUGCAAGCCCAUCCAACCCAGUAUUGAACUUGGCUUAUUACACCCUUGAUGACAAGUACAAUGGUUGUGUGAAAGCUCUGAAGAGGAAACUCAAGUCUCUCCUUAAGACAGAGCUAGCAAUGUCAGAAACAUAUAGAGAUACAUGGAACAAAGCCUUGGAAAAUUGGAGGAGGAUAAAGGAUUCAAAGUCAUUUCCUCAGAAUAUAACAGAAUUUGUUGAAGUGGCUAUCUUGACAUAUGCAUCAGAAAAGCCUAAAGUCUACCCAGAAUUCAAUGCUGCCACCCGAACCGCAGGAAAAGGGCCCAAAGAAUAUGAGGCCUAUCUUUUCAAAUCUCUACACUUCCUUUUAACAAUAGCAGCCAAAGAACCUCAGUUAAAGCCGCUGAAAUGCAUCAGUGUCUACAGAGGUACCGAUGUGGAAUUUUCCAUUGAGAAAACAUUCCGGUUUGGACAGUUCACCUCCACUUCAGAGAGGAAAGAAAUAGCUUAUAGGUUUGGGAAGACAACCUUCUUUAGGUUGUUCACCUGCAAGGGCUAUUCAAUAAGUGAGAUGUCCACCUAUCAAUCUGAAGAGGAAGUGUUAAUCCCUCCUUUUGAGAUAUUCCAGGUCACUUUGAUUAAAGACACUGCAAAAGGCAAGACCAUAAACGCCAACUCGGCGGGGAGCUGUAGCAAUCACAACUGUGCCUUUGUCGGGAAAGGGUGGAACGGCACUCAGGCCUGCCCAGAACACCAAGUUCCAGAGCUCUUAGCUCUUGCAAUAUUUAAGGGUAGUUUGAACCCUGAAAGAGCAGUUUUGACUCCUGCCAACACAUCUGCAGCAACACUGGAUGAACCAACAGCAAGCGUGAUCAUCCCUUUUUGCAAACUGUAG
Molecule: messenger RNA, 1104 nt
Organism: Eublepharis macularius
Lineage: Eukaryota; Metazoa; Chordata; Lepidosauria; Squamata; Eublepharidae
Product: erythroblast NAD(P)(+)--arginine ADP-ribosyltransferase-like
Exons: 5
Coding region: 1-1104 (367 amino acids)
Molecular function (GO): NAD+ poly-ADP-ribosyltransferase activity; NAD+-protein-arginine ADP-ribosyltransferase activity
Source: RefSeq, a predicted model, not a curated record